AUGGGUGGAUUCCCGUCUCACGAUGCGCCAGGCUUCCUGUUUACAACAGCAGUUCAGCCCAACAAAGUUGGAGGAACAACGGAGUUAUGCUUGGUGCCCUUGUUAAGGCGAUAUUUCAAUGACAAUAACAGGCGUUUGAAGGAUGCUGUUAUAGAAAGUUAUCUAAAGGGACCUCCAAACGCGACUCAGACGGCUGUAUUAGCGAUGCAGGAUGCAAUGAACAACAACAACAAUCAUAUGAGCAUUAACAGUACUAAUACAAAUGCGAGCUCUGGGGAAACUUCGCGUGCAGGGACACCACCAGCCUCUCCUCUUUCGGUGACUGAGACAUCCCAGCAUGCAAUUAACAUGACUGAAGUCAGUUCCAGCAGCUUUAGAAGCUUCGAGGUUGGAAAUAGGAAUGGAAAUGCUGCCCUCAGUGAUGAGGCGCAGAACCGGGUGCGCGCUAUGAAUGCGUACAAGAAGAUGGACCACCUUUUGGGUGAGGUUGAGGCCUCGUUCUUCACAAGUACCCGCGUCAUCUACCAAAAUCUAGAUGCAGUGAAGAAGAAGGUCGCGGCUAUUCAGGCAGUGCGUGACUCCAAAAGACGUGCUGAGGAUGAGGAGUUCCUCGAUGCGGCAACAAUCCAACACUCCAAGACUGCCACUACUGGUGGUGCCACUGGCUUAAGUCCCGAAGCUGCAACUUCAUCGGCAUCUAAGCCUGCCACACUGGGAAAUACAAAAGUGGGAACUUCUACUCUUAAGGUGGCAAACCCGUGGAGCCCUCCAAAGGAUCUUAAACUUCCUGAGCCAUUUGAUGUAGAUAUUCACAAGAGAAAUGCCACGGAUCCCAUCUUCAACCCCAUGUCUAAUUUUAGUGGCACUGGAAAGUCGUUUGCCAUGCCGCAGUCACAACCUGAUGCAAGUCAAAUCCCCAUUAUGCGACCCGUUCCCUGUGUCAUCUGCGCCGUUGAACCUGAUAACACAAACCGCAGUAAACCGUACACAGCUUUCGAUGCCACUGGCAACUCAAACCACCAGAGCGCUGGUGGUGGGAUUCCUCAGACCAUCAAUGGCAUCAAGCCCACUGAACUGACCAGUUUGCACGGAAGGAGGCUCCACUGCAUUGGCUAUUUGUCCUGUUUUAGUUUAGAAUCUGCGGAUGAUGUGGUUUAUCAACAACAGCGCGCCAAUUCCACAUUCGGUAAUUCGGCUUCAGCAGCAGGUGCUUCAGCGACACGCAAACAGAACAAGACAAAAACACCCCCACCGAUGGUGCCAUCCUCUUUGUUUCCACCGGGGACCUUGCCGGGAAUGUCUGCGCCCCCGUCUCAUAAGAUUCCACGCCUGGGCAACUGCUCUUCUGAGGGCUGUGACGUCUACUUUGAAGUCAUACUCGAAAAUGAUGAGGAUUACUCCUACUUGCUUGAGCCGAUCGUUUUCCUUGCCAGCAUGACCUUUCGUUCCCAGUUUAUGACUUGCAGCAUGUGGCAAAAACCAGUCGCUAGCAAGGAUAUCGAAGAGGCUUACUAUAAUUAUCUACAGCUCCUUAAUGUGCACAUUGUGCUCACUCCGGAGCGCUAUCAGGAGCUUAAGGCUUUUUAUGAACAGUUUCCGCUAAUCGAGUAUGUUGACAAACUUGGCUUCAGCGACAGGCCCGCGGUUGUGGCGCCUUCUGGCAAGAGCCUUAACGUCGCCAAGGACGGCAUUACGGGUACUGGCCUCACGGAAGAGAUGGUUGACACGUGUGAGAGCUCAAGGAACUCACUGAACGUUGACCUUCUGGGCGAAGGGGUGGAGGUUGACGCCAAGCUCACAGUGGAGGGUAAUGGCAGUGGAGCGGCACCUGGUUCCACUAGCACAUCUGCGGUACGUCGUUCCCGCCGUGGACGGAAACGUGUGGCGAAAAAGUCGCGCGUGACACGUGAGCAGGAUGACAUCUAUCGUCAGACCACCAGUCGCAUGCCGAAGUUUUCAUUCUAUGAGCACCACACGGGUCAGUAUGGAGUGGAGGUCGUUCUUGAGGGUGGCUUGUUUGCACGUUUCAUGAAGUACGUAACGGAAACCGCGGCCUUCGAGACGGUGAAGGGCAACUACGUCCGCUGUGACCUUGGCCCCCUAAUGAAAGAGCGCCGUCACCUGCUUCAGUCCUACCGCGAGGCUUUGCAGGAUUACUUGGACCAGAAUGAAGAGGAUGAACGUCUCUUUGGCAGCGAGCUGAUUAGCGCGGCAAUACAGUCCUGGAUGACCCGAGGUGCCAUUAUCGAAGAGCAGAACAAGCAGGCUCUGCAAAAUGCACAAGCAGCAGCACAGGCAGCGGCACAGGCAGCGGCACUGCCGAUAGGCACUAUGGGCAAUCCUCGAACGGCAGCGACCCUAAUGCAUGCUGGCAUGCUUCCUCCGAUGUUUUCGACUCAGUUGGGAGGAGCCGGCAUUCCCGUUGUACAAGGAAGCGGUGCAGCUUCUAUGCCUUUAAUGUAUAACCCUGGUGUGGGUUACAUGGCCCCUCCACAUGGAAUGUGCAUGCAGCAACCACCAUCUUUGCCACACACACAGAAUGUUUUUAGUACACUCAAUAUGCAGUUUCAGUUGGUGAUGCCAAAUUCCACUGGACAGGCCUACACGUGCGGGACGCCAUCACAGUUGGGCAUAGUGUACCCACAUCAGGCACCUUCAUUCCAUUUUCCUAACCAAGCGCCUCCACCACCGCCCCCUCAGCACCAACAACAACAGGUCCCUCCGCAACAGCAACAGCUGAUGUUGCCACCUAAUGCCGCUUCAUAUGGUGGAAUAUCUUACCAGUACGUUAUGGGUGCCAAUGGUCAACUGAUGGCUAUACCUGUCUCGACGACUCAGGGCCCUAUGGAUAUUAUGCUUUACAACCAAUUGACUACUCAACAGUCCCUUUCCAAUAUACUAGCGAUGCAGCAACAACUUCAACAACAACAACAACAACAACAGCAGCAGCAGCAGCAGCAGCAGCAGCAUUUUCAACAGCAGCAGCUCCAACAACAACUCCAACAGCAGCUCCAACAGCAGCAGCUUCAACCGCAUCAACAACAGCAACUCCAACAGCAACUCCAACAGCAGCAGCUUCAGCAGCAGCAACAGCAGCAGUUUCAACCGCAUCAGCAGCAUCCCAACCAACAACACGUUUCCGUAGCUGUUGCUAUGAAUAACAAUGACAGUAACAUGCUCAUGACGCAGCUUGAAGUGCCCUCUGGAUCGGUCAGCGCAUCGAACAAUAUGGUAGCCCCCCAUUUGAAUAGUGCGGUGCUUCAAAGCCACUCCUCUAACAUUGGAACAGGUGUCCAGCAGCAGUCAUCAGAGAUUUCAUCCGGCAACCAGAAACCUACCCCAGAAGCUUCGAAUAUCUCUGCCUUCUUACAGCAGACGGCUACAGGAGCCAACAAGCUUCCAAAAGGGUCCGCUGUUCAGUCACUAGAGUUCGGUGUUAGUCAGAGCCCGAGCAACUUUCCCAUAGAGGUACCUUUGGGUACCAAUGAUAAUAGCAAUGCCCCUUCUCAGCCUGUACCUAGACCGCCCAAUGAAGCGGAACAACGGCCUGCCCAGGACGCUCUCGCGAAGUUCGCGGCCAGCCGCCUUGUGAGCUCCGAUUCAGGCACACCGACGCAGUGGUUUAUGCCGCAAAGUAACUAUGCAGAUGACUACAACCAGCCCCUCUUCCAUUAUGGGGAUACCGAUACUGACGACACGGAUAUGGCGCUCGCUGCCGCGACAGCGGCCAUAAAGGGGCUCCAAUCUAACACGGGGAAAACCUCUCACACGCAGAAAGGAGAUGACGACGACGACGAUGACGUCAACCUUUGCGACCCAAGUCGUUUUUUCUUUGAUAAUUAA
Messenger RNA from Phytomonas sp. EM1, 3843 nucleotides. The record is from the annotation of a GenBank genome assembly. NCBI's taxonomy places the organism in Eukaryota, Euglenozoa, Kinetoplastea, Trypanosomatida, Trypanosomatidae.